Molecule: messenger RNA, 942 nt
Organism: Homalodisca vitripennis (glassy-winged sharpshooter)
Lineage: Eukaryota; Metazoa; Arthropoda; Insecta; Hemiptera; Cicadellidae
Exons: 7
Coding region: 69-902 (277 amino acids)
Source: RefSeq, a predicted model, not a curated record
CUCCCAUGUUGAAUUCCCUGACGUAUAUGGAUUAGCAAAACAUAAUCUAUGUCAUUUGUGGCUAAAACAUGUUGGUACUGAUACUCUACGCCUUCUCUGCCGUCUUUUCCUUGACUCACGGUCUGGAAUGGAACUCAGUGAAAGUGAAGUACACAGCGCUGUUCGACGGUUUCUACUCCAUUCCCUUGACAGUAAACGAUAUUAAGGGCGAGUACGUGUAUCUGGAAACGCACAAGGAGUUCCCUAAGGCUAGCCUCUACUGCUACCCCAACGACCCAAGGGUUUGUCCCAUAUACGACGGCUAUGGCAGGAUUUGUGGGCUGCGUGUGGCAUACGUCAAGAAAGAUCUUGCGGUGAGAGCAAAGGGCAAUCUACCUUACUCAUACAACAAGCCGAUAUUUAAAGAAGGGACCGCUUACGGCAUGGACUUCUACUAUAUAGAUGUUCUCUUCAUAAAACCAGAAGAGCUUCUAGCGAAUGGCGGCCCCGCCUCCAGGACAGAACAGGUGGGAGAUGGAGUCUACAUCAGGAUGGACGGCCAGACGUGGACAGAGAUGCCGCGGAAGGAGAAGGACGCGACUGCCGUUGGCUUUACCAAACAAGCUUGCUUCCUUGGAAUGGGUUUGCAUUACUUUUAUAACAUGACGAAGGGGCUGGACUGUAACUACCACCAACCUCCUUUCUUGCUGUACGAAAAAGGAGAGCUUGCUGGACUGGGCCUUAUUCCCUUCGGGUCUUUUUCCAAAACUAAAAGAGGAUGGUUUGAAGAUCCUCCAAAAUUCGUCAUAAAUACUAUUGUUCCUAACUCGCCGAAAUGCCUGGCUGACUGGGUAGGAAAAUACGGAACUAUAUCUCUGCACAUCUUCUUCAAAAAAAGCCCAAGACUCACGUGCCUGCUGUAAAAAUACGUAAUUGAAAUUUAAUAAAAAUACUAUGUGAAUA